GCGGAAACGCCACGGGGCGGCGGUUCCGGGGGCGCCGGUGCUGCUGUAAGUGCUGUGCGGGAGGAGGCGGGAGGAGAGGGGUUCCGCCACCUCCGCCCCUUCCGCCGCCUCCUGCCUUCUGCUCGGCAGAGGGGAGGCCGCCAUGCACCCCGUUUUCCAGAGCAGCCGGCGCGACUUCACCUUCGGGCCGUGGAAGCUGAGCGCCGCCCGGACGCAUAUCAUGAAGUCGGCGCAGGCCGAGAGGUUGGCUGAUGAAUUACACAUGCCUUCCCUGCCAGAGAUGAUGUUUGGAGACAAUGUCCUAAGAAUACAGCAUGACCAUGGUUUUGGAAUUGAGUUCAAUGCUACAGAUGCUUUAAAAUGUGUCAAUAAUUGUCAAGGUAUGAUCAAAGUCGCUUGUGCAGAGGAGUGGCAAGAGAGCAGGAGGGAGACUGAGCACAGUAAGGAAGUUGUCAAGCCAUAUGACUGGACUUACACAACAGAUUACAAAGGAACUUUGCUGGGAGAUACUGCAACAUUAAAGGUUGUCCCUACAACAGAACACAUAAAUACAGAGAAAUUAAAAGCCAGGGAACAAAUUAUGUUUUUUGAAGAAGUACUCCUGUUUGAAGAUGAACUCCAUGAUCAUGGAGUAUCAAGUUUGAGUGUCAAAGUAAGAGUUAUGCCUUCCAGCUUUUUUGUGCUGCUGAGGUUCUUCUUGCGAGUGGAUGGGGUACUCAUCAGGAUGAAUGAUACAAGGCUUCAUCAUGAGGCUGACAAGACCUACAUGUUGCGGGAAUACACAUCCAGGGAAAGCAAAAUAUCAAGUCUAAAGUUUUGCUUUUUAGAAUGUUCCACCUACCCUGUUCACGGAACCUAACGAGAUCUCUCAGUAUCUACCCAUAAAGGAGACAAUCUGUGAAAAACUAGAAUUCCCCGAGGAGCUGGAGCCUAAACCAGAAACAUCACUGGAAACCAUAUGUGCUAAGUCUAAAUAAAUGUGACUUUAUAAGGACUUGAAGUAUGGAGAUUAUGUGAUCACAGUUGUUGACAUGGGGGUUGUUUCACUACUAGUGGAAUAAAGAAUUUGGCUAAUUUUUCUGUAGCCAUAAGAGAAAAUAUUUCAAGCAGAUUUUGCUAAUGGUGUUUUUGGUUUGGAUUUUUUUUGAACCUGUGUUUGCAGUUGAUGAUAGACUGGUGGUGAGUUACAGUUUUCAACAACAUUGGAGAAAUUACUAUUGGGAGUCUGGGUUCUGUUUAGUUCACCAAGCAGGCAGGAGUAUUGUCUGGACUCCCAUCCACUUACAAUUCUAUGAAGAUUUGAAGAUUUUGUUAUUGCUGCUUCAGAUACUGUGAAGCUACCAGAGUUGUAAAACUGGCAUGAUUUUAUUUUUAUUGAGAAAUAAUCCACAGUAAAAAAAAAAAAAAUUCCUCUGCAUUUAUUUUGAUCUGUUCAUCCUAAAGUACCCAUUUUCCUUAGCUUCCCUACUGGUAACCAACAAAGUUAUUUCUUGUAGUUUCUGAUCCAGAGUCUCACCUAAGAAUACUAAUUUCAUCUGAGAUAGGUUUAAGUGUAGAGAAAAAAGUAGAUUUGAUUGACACUAUAUAAAGGUAAAAUUAUUUGUGAAGCAUUAACUCCAGGAGAGCUGGAGGUUAACAGAGAGCCACUGCUAAAUCUCUUCACAAAUGCUGGUUUAAUCUAGUGUCAGCUGGAGUUCUGUAGGCAGUUCUGGGACUCUCUGGGCAAUUCUGGGACCCUCACUUGAGGUCCCUGUUCUGCUCCAGUAAUGUAUACUGCUGGAAAGGCAUCUCCCUGCACUGGCCUUCUCUUGGAUGUGCCCACAUGGGACGGUUCUACUGCCCUGACAGCCAAGUUGCAAAACUGCCUUGAGGCUUAAGGUUGGGUAAGUCUGAUCCCUAAAGGGUGCUGGUAUUUGCAGUUUGAGAGAUGAGGUCCUGUAUGGCCUUAGAAGGAUGCUAACGUAUAUUCCAAAUAUAUAAUUUUGGUUUAUUUUAAAAUUAUUCUGAGUUCUAGUAUUGAUAGAAGUGUGAUCACUUGUAUAGUCAUGGUUUCAACACUCUGUAGAUGAAACUGAAUACUUGUAUUGCUUUUGGAAAUUGUGCAAUAUAUUACUGGUUUGGCCUAAGAAUGGGGCAGUUAAGCAGGCUUGUCUGGGUUUGCAGCUGACACUCAGUGCAGGAAGCAUUGCAGUGAAGCAUUGCUGCUGACACUCAGUGCAUGUAACUGCAGUGAAAAGCAGACCUGGUGGUGCAAGGUGCUUGCAGAUAAGAACAGGGACACAUUCUGAUGUCUUGGGGUUUUUGUUUAAAGAUCUUCAUAUUCUACACCGCAUGGCUUACUAGAAGCAGCCCACCACAAAACCUCGUAUUUACUAAUAUAUUUUCUGAGGUUUUCAUGUAGACAAGACCCUGAGGUUUUUUUGAGGGAGAAAAGUGUACUGUCAUCUAAUCGACUGUUCUUUAUUAAAAACAAAUAACACACUGAUUUCACUUUUAUUUGGGGCAGCCUGGUCUAGUGAAUUCUACUGCAGGUAGAAAGGCAGGAACUAACUGCAUUUUUUACUGUGUUGCUGAUUUACUCUAGCCACGGGGAAGACAUUUUUCUGAGCCUACGUUCCCUGUACGUAAAAAUAGGAUUUAAUAUAUGCCUACCUCACAGAGAGACUGUGAGGAUUAGUUUGUACAAAGUUAUUGAUUAGAAUUUUUUUUUUUCUGAAUACAUCUUCGGCCUUAUCUUUGGAAUCCUUUGGAAAGGAUUACUGCGAAAAAAUGAACUAUAAGGUAAAUGAAGAGAACUGAAACAGUUUCUGAAAGAAGUUGUCCAGCUGUGGUAAUUACCAGGUAAUUAUCAGACAUGAUCUGGGUGAAUGAAUUUAUGGCCACUUUGAAAUAGAAGCAAGGUCCUCUGUGUUCCCCAUUACAGUCCUAAAAUCUGUUGGUUUUUUUUCAUCUUCCUGCCCUUGUUUCCUAAACAUUUUAGUGUCAGGAUGAAGAAGAGGACUGCAAAUGGAUGCAGCACUGAAGAGAUUAAAAUCCAUUUAGUAAUAGAAGAUUAUUUGGCCCACUCCAGUGUUAGAGGGAAGUGAGGAAAGAGUAAAAAGGAAAGGAGCGACAAGUGGAGGUGAAGAGUUAUUUUUCUAGUAGAAGUAAAUCAUGGCACUUACUCUAAGCAUAUAUUAGUAUACAUGCCUUGGCACUUACUCUAAGCAUAUAUUAGUAUACAUGCCUUAGAGCUUAUAAAAACACACUUUUACAGCUGGUAUGACCGGGAGCAGAGCUCAUGUAGUGCUGGCAUGAAGGAAACUGUAUCUGCAUUUGUUAAUUCAACCUGUGAUUUGAGCUUGGUCACUGAUGCUAACAUUAAACUCCUUUGGUCUGAAAUACAGUGUUGGGGGGGAAAGCCACAGAGUGGGGAGAGAGCAGUGGAAAGGGCAGUCUGCAUGAUUAGCUUAUACUGUGUGUUUUCUCUUGUCCAUCAUACAUCCUAAUUUGUGACCUGUGAUAAAGUUUUAUGGCAUUGACUUGGUAUCUAGUUGACUAUAGAUAAGUGCUCUCCAUCUAUUCUAAAGGGUGCUGUGCAUUUCAGUGGGACAUGUGUUGGGGAAAUCACAAGAACACCUUUAGGAACUUACAGUUACAGCAAGUUCAAAAUUGGAGCACUUUGUGACUUUCUUAUGCCAUGCAGAUUACCAAGAAGCAGCGGUAUAAACUGGUGUACAGCAAGUGCUCUGACACAAAUUUUCUACAGAAAAGUACCACUUUGAAUAAAUAACUUUAGCAGGGGAGGGAGUUGGGAUGGUUCUCCAGCUGUUUUGUGUCGAGUUUUAUGUGGCAGUUUAUAUUGUUCCUUGUAUGUUGCUAAAUAAAACGUACCAAACA
Messenger RNA from Zonotrichia leucophrys gambelii, 3879 nucleotides. RefSeq names its product TOR signaling pathway regulator (gene TIPRL). Bases 143 to 859 code for a protein of 238 amino acids. Gene Ontology annotation, cellular component: cytosol. Lineage: Eukaryota; Metazoa; Chordata; Aves; Passeriformes; Passerellidae. The record is from RefSeq and is a predicted model, not a curated record. Gene Ontology annotation, biological process: TOR signaling. The transcript has 7 exons.